UCGACAUGUGCACUACUCUCACAUUCCUAUAUUGACAUAUCGUACAGUUCUGAGAAAAUGAAGUUUUGUCUCGAUCCGACGUCUUAUGCAGCGACCUCGUUGCCUUCCCUGGAGGAAUGGGCGGCUCUCUGGAAGGCGUGGAAUAUCAUCGCCAGGGGCAUGAUCCCAAAUGAGGAACUCCACGAGAAGCCCAUCAAGUUGCGAAAUGCCUGUAUCUUCUAUCUGGGUCACAUACCCACUUUCUUAGACAUCCAGCUGUCCAAGACAACCGGACAGCCACCCACUGAACCGGCUUAUUAUCAUUCCAUCUUCGAGAGGGGUGUUGACCCAGACGUCGACAACCCGGAGCAAUGCCAUGCGCACUCUGAGAUCCCCGAUGAAUGGCCUCCGGUUUCUGAGAUUACAGAAUACCAGCAACGUGUCCGGCCUCGACUCCAGGGGCUGUACAAGGACGGCCAAGAUAGUGUCCCAAGAGACGUAGCCCGUGCUAUAUGGGUGGGCUUCGAGCACGAGGUUAUGCAUAUGGAGACCCUGCUCUACAUGAUGCUGCAGAGCGACAGGACACUGCCGCCUCCUCACAUUAACUACUUAGAGAGGUGCUAAAAUUAGGGAGGAUUCUGCGCACGAGAGAUAUUACCUUUAACGAAAAACUGUUAUAUAAAGAUCGCGAUAUAGAGCCGCC
Sodiomyces alkalinus F11 is the source of this 682-nucleotide messenger RNA. RefSeq lists its product as hypothetical. The transcript has 2 exons. The record is from RefSeq and is a predicted model, not a curated record. NCBI's taxonomy places the organism in Eukaryota, Fungi, Ascomycota, Sordariomycetes, Glomerellales, Plectosphaerellaceae. Bases 58 to 603 code for a protein of 181 amino acids.